Symbiodinium sp. CCMP2592 is the source of this 1464-nucleotide messenger RNA. Lineage: Eukaryota; Dinophyceae; Suessiales; Symbiodiniaceae. The record is from the annotation of a GenBank genome assembly.
AUGGAUGCCGCACCAGCUCCUCCGGCGCCGCCUCAGCUCCCAGGGAUGCCCGCAGCUGCUCCAGCUGCCGCCAUGGAGCCGUGGGAUGUUCCAGGACUGGUGAAGCAAGUCAUCACGAUAGUCGUGACCUUGGCCGUGGUUGCAAUCGUGAGGGCGGUGCACAAGUGGAUGAACAGCCAGUCGAGUUCUGCAGUGACCUCUAAACCUCCCCCUGCGCCUGCCUCGACCAACAGCCCAGCUCCUCCGGCGAAGGCAACUCCUCAGGCAGAUGACGGGGGCGCGCAGAGCAAAUCUCUGCCCGGUGAUGCGCAAGAGUCAGGGAAAGGAGCUGCUUCACCUACGGGGGCUCAGUCCCAGACUGAGCCACAGAAGGAGGCGAAGGGGUCACCUGAGGCUCUCAGCAACACGACGUCACAGUCAGUACCGGCGAGCAGCACUGACCCUGCCAAGCAAGGCGUCACCAAAGGGGUCACCGACAUCACGGAUGCCAAGGACAAGUCAGCCCCGACUGCCACCUCGUCGCCGCCCGCAAGGCCUAGCCCGGAGGCGCUGUUCGCUGCCCUCCAGGGUUGCCAAAAGGAGAUCAAGAACCUGCAGGCAACCCUCAGCAAGCAAGUGGAGGAUGUGGCGGCCGAGCAGCAGAACCUGAAGACUUUGGUUGACAAGCAGUUCGCAGAGGCCAGCAGCUUCCAGACGGCAGCGAUGGCCCACCUUGAUGAGCUUGCCACUGUGGUCGGACAGAUCAAACAAAUCAAGCAUGACGUCGUUGCGGUCAACGGAGAUGUGAAGCUCAUCUCGCAGCGCACGACAGGGAUCGAGGGCAUCCUUGGGAUAUUGAUGCCCCAGGUGAAGACCCUCGUCUCCUCGGUCGGCACGCUGUCCUCGAAUGUGGAAAGCAUUCGACAGAUGACAGACGCCCACUGGAAGGAAGUGGUCAAGCAGAUCGGCGCGACGGUCCAGACCAUGAAGAACCAGCACACGCAGUGGGAGCAAACCACGGACAAGAACCAGCAAUACCUGGUUGACGGCGUGAAGGAAGUCAUCAAGAAGGUCACGUCGUGUGACUAUGACAGCUUCACUGCGCUGAGCAAACAAAUGGACCAGCUGGGGCAAGAGCUGCUAGCCUCGGCGGGUUACCUCCAGACCGAGACCAGCACCCUCAAGGACGGCCUCUACAACCUUGUGGUGGCCCUCGGGAAUACCUCUGAGCAAGUCGCCACUGUAAAGGAGUACUGUGAGAGACCGCCGGUGCCCCUGAUGUCCAGCGCUCCGCCGCCUCCCUCAUAUGAGGCCCCUACUGUGAUAGCGCAGGCGCACCCGGGAGAUCGACGCCAACUGCACUUGCAGACAGCCAUUCCACAGGCUCAGGUUCCCCCGCCGCAAGCUGGACCCCAUGGAGGACAGGCGUCAGUCUACGUUGACCUGGGAGAGGGCAGACGCGUGAACAUCCCGCUGUUCCGCUGA